AUGGACCCUGAGGCAGUCGAGAUCCAGCGGCUGCGCGCCUUGGCAGCCGCCACGGCUCAACGCUUGACAGCCAAGAAGGUGCAGCAGGGCCACUCCCUGCCCACGGCGCGGCCACCGAAGCGCCGGCGGAACGAGUUCCUCACCGAGCCGCCCAGCGCCGCAGGUGCUGAAGUCGAGAGGCCGACUCGCACACGUGGCGAGGAGCCACGCACUUGGGAGGCCGCCGCCAAGGUUGCCGAGGCUGCUGCAGAGGGCGGAGGUGACAACGGUUACACCGUCGUUGAGAUACCUGAUGACUUCACCGGUUUGCUCAUCGGAAAGCAGGGUUCGAUGAUCAAAAAUCUGCAGGCGGAGACCGGCGCGGCGCUGUGCGUGGGGAAGCUCGCGAUCGAAGGCAUGCGGAAGGUUUGCAUUACUGGCAGCUUGGAGAGUCAAGAAGCGGCCUACCAGAGCUUGUUGCACUUCCUCGAGCGCAACAAGGCCCUCCAGGACGCCAAGGCAUCGCAAGUCGUCGACUACGUGGAGCUGCCCAACAAGUUCGCCGGACGGCUCAUCGGCUUACAGGGCCAAGUCAUCGGACAGGUCAGGGAAGCCUAUGGUGUGCGGGCCUACUUAGAUCAAUGCUACGAGGCGCCCAUGCGGAAGUUGGAGUUGCGAGGCUCCGCGGAGGCAGUGGCUCAGGCCAAGCAACAUGUCGAGUUGUUGCUCUUGGAGCUUUAUCGCCGACACAAGAUCUACAACGCACCGCUGGAGAACAAGUACGGUGCCCAAGCCUCGCUGGUCUUCGCGGAGCCGAAGCACCUGGUGCAGCAAGCCCAGGAGGACCCGGGCACGUGGCUGCAGCCUUGGGCUGCUCACUAUGCAGGUAAUUUGGAUUGUGUCUCCCUGUUUGAGGAGUGCAAAGACUUAGAGGAGGAUCCCAUUCCUGGACUCGACUGA
Messenger RNA from Durusdinium trenchii, 939 nucleotides. Lineage: Eukaryota; Dinophyceae; Suessiales; Symbiodiniaceae. The record is from the annotation of a GenBank genome assembly.